AUGCGAUUUCCUUCAAGCUCUUACGGGCAGACAAGCCUCAACGUUCUUUUCGGGAGAGCCGAUGUCUGUGAUGAGGCUUUCCCGGGCGAGGGUGCAAGCACUGAUUUCUGUUCUCCAAGUAAUACGUUGUGCUGUGUGCGAAAAGGUCAACAAUAUCCGGCAUGUGAAAGUGGCAUUGGUAAAGGAUGGUGUUGUACCGGAACCGGCUCGAGCAAUUGCUACGUCGACCAAGCCUCCGCCUGCGACGAACCCAACGCCGUGCCCUGUACCAACCUCAAAAAGGGCGUCGCCAAAGCCUGCUGCCCGCGCCUGACCAGCUGUUCUGACGGCUAUGAAGCCAGCGAGGAAUUCGUCCGGUGUAACAUACAGUACGACGACUUGUUCCAUCCCACCGUCGUUGUGACAGCUACACUCUCAGAGAGUGGGAAGGUAUCAACAGUAACGUUGAGUCCUUCAUCGUCAUCAUCGAGCACGUCGUCGACGAUAACAUCCUCUAGCAGUCGGGCCGCCGGGACAGGUAGCACGCAGCCAUCGGAAUCGACUCCCCUCCCCGGCAUUCCUGUACCAUCGAGCACAACACCAACACAGCAAGGCCCCUCCCCCACUCCGGAAUCAUCGCCAGCAAUCUCCACCGGCGCCAUAGCAGGAAUCUGCGUUUCCGUCACUCUCGCAUGCGCCCUCGUCGCCGUUCUGAUUUGGAUCAUCCUCCGCCGUCGUAGGAAAACGGCAGCCGAAAAAUCCUCGGCUCCAUCAGACAGCAACCAAAGUGGAAGCGACCAAGACACGGGCAGAGAUGUGGGUAGUCCGCUCGUCGAACUACCGCAUACCCACACCUACUCCGAAGCACCAGGUGAUAGUCGUCCGUAUCCGUACGUUGUUGGGCAGAAUGGGGUGGAGUAUUAUAAGCCAAUGGAGUUAAUGACAGAGAGGGUGAUGCCGGUUGAGUUGCAGGGUGGUGCGCAGAUGGGGGCGCCGGGGCAAUGGCAGGAGCAGCAGCAGUAUGGACCGUUUGAGAUUAUGACAAAUCCGAGAGGGUCGGGGGGAAUAGAGAUGCCGAGGGCUGAACUGGCGGCGGCGACGCCUAGGGCAGAAUUGGGGACAGCGACCGCGCGGUGUAAAUGGCAUCCAGGGCGGUGGCCCGGGGCCAAGUUGGAUGCUGGGAAAAAGGUGCGGCUAGAACUGCCGGCGAUGGGCGGUUUGCCGACGGUGAAUGACCAGACGUCCCAAAGUCCGAUGGCGUCGUCUUCCGGGGGGCCAGACGGGGGAGACAUCCUGCGCGUUCUGAUCGACACCCGCGCCAUCUUGAGCGUCCCUUACGACAGGCUUGCCGACGAGUGUGUUCGCGUUGCCCUCCGCAUCCAGCUCCCCUCAGCCACACCCUCUGACACCAAUGAACCAUCAGCCGGUGUAGCUCCCUUCUGGAAAUUCAAAGGCGCCAUAGCCAGCGUUUACGUUAUGCAUCCUCCUCUUCUCGGCUUCUUUCGCCCUCCUCGUCUUUGGUCUCCGACUCGUAUUAUGCCGCUUGGCCAAAAGGACAGCUACCGGAAGGGAACGGGGAGCAGGAUGAUAAGGACGGAUUCGCAGUGUUGGAGGAUACGCAGGUCAAGUCGACUCUGUUCUGAACGGGGAGGGGCCGUAAGCAGGCAUCGAGGCGAGGGAGGGACGUCGGCGACGAGACAAUGUGGUGCGGUUAUUUCGCGCUUGGAUGGAGGACGCGAUCGAGGACGGAGACAAGUGCAGGCGGCGCGAUUGGGAGGAUGGACGAUCAAGAACCCUGCAGGCUCAAGGCACGAAUUGGCAACAGGAAUGGGUGGACAUUGUGCGCUGAGAGGGAUCGCGGGAAAGUAA
Neurospora crassa OR74A is the source of this 1848-nucleotide messenger RNA. RefSeq lists its product as hypothetical. The transcript is spliced from 5 exons. NCBI's taxonomy places the organism in Eukaryota, Fungi, Ascomycota, Sordariomycetes, Sordariales, Sordariaceae. Bases 1 to 1848 code for a protein of 615 amino acids. The record is from RefSeq and is a predicted model, not a curated record.